Crotalus tigris (Tiger rattlesnake) is the source of this 1404-nucleotide messenger RNA. RefSeq names its product disks large-associated protein 1-like. The record is from RefSeq and is a predicted model, not a curated record. NCBI's taxonomy places the organism in Eukaryota, Metazoa, Chordata, Lepidosauria, Squamata, Viperidae. Gene Ontology annotation, cellular component: postsynaptic specialization; glutamatergic synapse. The coding region runs from base 427 to 1404 and encodes 325 amino acids. The transcript is spliced from 3 exons. Gene Ontology annotation, biological process: signaling. Gene Ontology annotation, molecular function: molecular adaptor activity.
GAUGGGCUGCUCGGCUGACUACACUCCGAGGAGGAGAGGGCGAAGCUGCCAAGUAGCACGUCGCGCGCAGCCCACCUCAGUACAAAGGGCUGCUGCCUGCUUUCCCUCAGCUUUCUGAGGCGGAGGCGGCCGCUGUAUCACCGCACCGCUGCGGUAUUUGGCCGGUUCUAGAUUUGCUGGGAGCGAGAAGAGGCUUGCACCCCGGUUCUUCAGCUCUUCGGUUCCUUUCCUUCCUGAUGGUAUCCAUUGGCGCUGGGUGGGGAAAGCCCAGGUCGCUUGGAAGAACAAGCAAGAAUCAAACACUACAAGUGAUGGAUUUUCACCUCUCAGUCUUCUAGAGUUGACUACAAGAGGGAUUUCUUGGUGAUCUAUCGGUAAAAUACGUGUACAUAUUCAGAUGACUCUGGGACAUUUUUUGCAUCAAUAAUGAAAGGAUUAUCUGGCAGUCGCAGUCACCAUCAUGGGGUUGCCUGUGAACCUGUAUGUGAUUCUCUGCUACAUCACUCAGAUAGGAAGCCAUAUUUGUUAAAUCCUAUGGACCAUCAUCCUGCAGAUCAUACUUACUAUAAUCAAAGAAACUCUUUUCAAGGAGAAUGCAUGGCUCCAUACAGUGAUCAGAUUGCUAGCAGCACAUUUCCUCGGAGACAUUAUAAUUCCCACAAAGAACUUAAGGAUGAAUGUGCUUUGGUGCCACAUGGAACAACCAACAAAGGUAAUCGCAUCCCUGCCAAUCUUUUGGACCAAUUUGAAAGGCAGCUUCCUCUUAAUAGAGAUGGCUACCAUACUUUACAGUACAAAAGGACUGCUGUAGAACAUCGUAGUGAUAGUCCAGGAAGGAUCCGCCAUUUGGUGCAUUCUGUUCAAAAGCUUUUCACAAAAUCUCAUUCUCUUGAAGGCCCAUCAAGGGGCAGCAUCAAUGGAGGCAAAUCAAGCCCAGAAGACACACAGAGUAUAAGAUAUGGCAAACGUAGCAAAAGUAAAGAUAGAAGAUCAGAUGGAAAAUCCAGGUCAAAUGCAUCUGGAUGGUGGAGUUCAGAUGACAAUCUAGAUAAUGAUGUUUGUAUUUAUCGUGGACCAAGUGGGAUAAUGACUAUGGGAAGAUGUCCCGACCGUUCCACUUCUCAAUACUUUAUGGAAGCCUAUAAUACUCGAAGCGAACAUACAGUAAAGCCUUCCAGAAGCAAUAAUGAUGUUAAAUGUUCUACCUGUGCAAAUCUGCCUGUAAAUUUGGAUGCUCAGUUAAUGAAAAAAAGCUCUUGGUCCUCUACUCUGACAGUAAGCAGAGCUCGUGAAGUUUAUCAAAAAGCUUCUAUGAAUAUGGACCAGACAGUUCUGAAAUCAGAGACUUGUCAACAGGAACGGUCCUGCCAAUAUCUUCAGGUACAGUAUAUGUCAUUUAUUUGA